Molecule: messenger RNA, 945 nt
Organism: Cetraspora pellucida
Lineage: Eukaryota; Fungi; Glomeromycota; Glomeromycetes; Diversisporales; Gigasporaceae
Source: the annotation of a GenBank genome assembly
AUGUUGUUGGGAAACCAAUUGUCGGGAAAGUGGAUUGUCGUACCUGACUUUUUACAUACCGUAAUAAUUGUAGCUGGAGAUAUUGAAGUUUUUGAAGAAAAAAAUCAAAAUCAAUUAGAAGAAGCAAUAAACCGUAUGAAAAACUCAUCAGAAAACUUAUUAAAGAUUUUAGAACUUCAAGAAAUCAAAGAAUAUCUUCAAGAAAUUGAUCAACUUAAAAAUUUGAAUGAAAAAGUUUUGAAAACUAAUAAUUCUAAUGUGAUCAAUUUGAAACUUGACAUGUUUAGUUUAGUUAAUUUAAAAACCGAAAUGCUUUCAUUUAUUGAAAAAUUGAAUAAUAUUGACUUAGAAAGCAUUUUUUCAAACAAAAUUAGUUUAUCAAUUAGUGAAAUUGAUAAAUAUUUACCUAGAUGGAAGAAUUAUUGUAUCAAGAUUGCUAAUUAUUUUGAAAAUCUUAGUAAUCUUAAUAACAACAUGAAAGAUAAUUUAUUCUUUUUCGAGAUUCAAGAAAAAUUAUUAACUAAAAUAGAAAAAGUUAAAACAGAAUUACAUGAUCAGUUUCAAGAAGUUGAAAAAUAUAAAUCAAAGAAAAAUAUAUUUAAACCUUAUCAAAAGGAAAUAGAUGAAAAAAAUGAAAAGAUAUAUUCAAAAUUUCUUCUUACCAUUGGGUUAAAAUUAGUGUAUGAUUUAAUUGCUGAAUUAGGAUAUGUAGCAAAAAGAUUAAAGCUUUUGGAUCAAUACUCUAUUCAAAAUAUAUCAGAUUUUUGGAAAAAACUUAUUUAUGAGUUAGAAUUAACUGAAGGUGCAGUAGAAGUUUUCAAAGAAAGUGAACAAUACAUUAAAGAAUGUUGUCUUGAUUACAUUGUAAAAAAUUUGAUAAACAUAGGUUGCUUAGUUAAUAAUUUCUGCAAACAAAUUAUAGUUGAAAGAAUUGUAGAAAUUUGA